This is a messenger RNA of Paramecium sonneborni, 4482 nucleotides long. NCBI's taxonomy places the organism in Eukaryota, Ciliophora, Oligohymenophorea, Peniculida, Parameciidae. The record is from the annotation of a GenBank genome assembly.
AUGAGUUUCAUUAACUUAGAAUAACUUGAUCAAGAUAACUCACUCAUUGACUAUCAUAACACUAUUAAUGAAACCCUCGAUUCCUUAGCUACCACUAUUCAAGACCUUCGAAAUCCAUAAAUAUGUUUUGUAAAUACAUUUUCUACAUUAGGUCGCAGACACUAAUAUUGCUUAACUCUACUUUUAGUAGAUCUGUCAAAAAUUUCCAUAAGCGAUUACAUUUACAUUACCAGCAGGAGAAGGGGCUAAAAAUCUACAUUUUGCAAAUGAAGUGGCAGAAUACUUAUUUAGCAAAAGAUUUUGUAGAUAAGAUUUAGUUAUUGCAGUUGGUGGAGGAGUUGUGACAGACUUAGUUGGAUUUGUUUCAAGCAUAUAUAUGAGAGGGUUUGGUAUAUUUAACUAUUCAACAGGAUAAAAUUCAUUUUGAUUCCCACAUCGUUGUUGGGAAUGGCAGAUGCUAGUGUUGGAGGAAAGACAGGUAUCAACAACAUCUACGGUAAGAAUCAACUAGGAGUGAUAAAUGAUCCUUAUCGAAUCAAAGUGUGCAGCUAAUUUUUAUAAUCAUUAGAUAAAAGAAAUUUUUUAAAUGGUUUGGCAGAAAUCAUAAAAAUAGCAGCUUGUUUUGAUAGAAAAUUGUUUGAAAGAUUAGAAUGUUACGAUUAUAAUUAUUUAAUGGACCCAAAUAAUUAAUCAAGUCUGUUAGAUAUUAUCAAAUAUGGAAUAAAUUUAAAGUUAAGUAUUGUAACUGAAGAUAAGUAUGAGCAGAAUAUUCGAAAAAUCUUAAAUUAUGGUCACACUAUAGGUCAUGCAGUUGAAUUUGCUAGUUAAGGUUAAUUAUUGCAUGGUGAAUGUGUAUCAAUUGGAAUGGUAUUGGCAAACAUAUUGGCAAAGGAACAUGGAAUUGAUACAUCAUCUUAUGAAAAUAGAAUUAGGAAUGUUCUUUUAAAAUAUGAAUUACCAAUAGAAAUUCCUGAGUAUAUUAAUAUUCAAGAUGUGUUAAAAUAUUUACAAUUUGAUAAGAAAGUAGUAAAGCAUGAAAUUAAUUUUGUUUUUAUAUAAGAGAUUGGUAAACAUAAAUUUAAUACAACUCCAAUAAAGAUGGAUAUAAUAAAAAAAAUACUAGUAAAAUCAUGUGUAAUAGCAUGUUAAGAUAUUCGACCAAGUAGGCCAAUUCAUGGAUCUAAGAGUAUUACAAAUAGAGUAUUAUUAUUAAGUUCUUUAUCAGAAGGAAUAAGUACUCUUAAUAAUUUUUAUGAUUCGGAUGAUACGAAAGCAAUGUUGAAUUCUUUGUAAGAAUUAAGAUUAUGUGAAAUAUAAACUCAUUCCAAACAUACUCUAAUUGUAGAAGGAUGUUAAGGAUAAUUUUAUAAAAAAGAUUAUACAAUAAAUGUGAAGGAAAGUGGAACCUGUGCUCGAUUUCUAUUACCAAUAGCAGCUUUGAUUGGGAAUGUAACAAUAAUUGGAGCAUAAAGAAUUUAUGAAAGACCUAUUUAAGAAAUGGUAGAUGCUUUAAAUUUAAAUGUGAAAUAUUUAUAAAAAGAAGGAUAAUUACCAUUUAAAGUAAUUGAUGGAAAAUUUGAAAAACAUAUUAAAAUUAAAUCUUAAUUGAGUAGUCAAUUUGUUUCUGGAAUUUUAAUGUCUGCUCCUUAUUUUCAAAAUGAUGAAACUCUAAUUGAAAUUAUAGAUUGUAAUGAGAAUGAGACAAUUGUAAGUGAAUCUUAUAUAGAAAUGACUAUUCAAUUAAUGAAUAUUUAUGGAGUUAAAGUGGAAAGGAUUUCAAAGACUAAAUUUUUAGUAAGAAAAGGUAUUUACAAAGCUUAAACAUAUGAUAUUGAACCAGAUGCGACAGCACUUAGUUAUGAUUUAUUACAUAUUGGACUUAAUGGUGGAUCUAUUGAAACUAAAAAGAUAUCUAAAUUAUAGGGAGAUGCAUAAUUUUUAGAUGUUAUAGAGUAGAUGGGAAUGUAGGUUGUGAGAGAAUAGGGAUUCUAUAAAAUAAUAAAAAAUUAAGAUUUAAAACCAUAAGAUGUUAAUUGCAUUAAUUUUAGUGACACUUUUAUUUCUUUAGCUUUAUUAAUGUCUUCUAUUGAAGGCUAAUGUAUUAUUAAAGGAAUUGAUAAUUAAAGAAUCAAAGAAUGUGAUAGAAUAAAGGCUGUCUCUGAAAAUCUUAUUAAAGUUGGUGUUGUUUGUUUAUAAUAAAAUAAUGAGAUCUUAAUCAGGGGUAAAAAAUAUCAAAAAUACAAUGGUUAUAGAAAAGAAGUUAUCAUUAAUACAUUUAAUGAUCAUAGAAUUGCUAUGGCAUUCAGUAUUUUAGGAGGACAUUUUGAGAAAGUACAAUAUUAAUAUCGUAUUAUUAUUGAUAAUAAGGAUUGUGUAAGAAAAACAUUCCCUGAUUUUUAUAAUCAUAUUUAAAGUUUAGGUUUACAAUAAUAAGCAUUAACAUAUAAUUAAGAAUAAGAGUUUUUAUACAAUUAUCAAUAUUAUAAGGAACCUUUGUAUAUAAUUGGUAUGAGAGGGGCUGGUAAAAGCACUCUUUCAUAAUACAUAUGUUAAUAAUUAGGUUUUGAAUAUAUUAGCAUUGAUAAUAUGAUAUCUACUAAUAUAAAUGAGUUUGUAACUAAAUAUGGUUGGGAACAAUUUAGAAAAUGUGAAAAAGAAUAGUUUAUAUAGAUAUUAUUGAAAUAUCAGAAAAAUGUAGUUGUUGAUUGUGGAGGCGGAAUCAUAGAGGAUGAAUAAAUAUAACAAUUGUUAAUUGGAAAAAAUGUGAUAUGGAUUGAAAAGGAUAUUAAUGAAUUAAUUGAAGAUUUGUAAUCAUAAAACAGACCAUAAAUUGGAAAUAUUCUAGAAAUUUAUAAUAGGAGAAAAUCAAUAUAUGAGAGAGUCAGUAAAUACAUUUUUACUUUACCUAGUAGAAAAUAUAUUCAAUAAAUAUCAACUAAUUAUGGUAUUACAAGAUAUUAUUAGAGGAUUAAUGAAUUAUAUUUGCAUUUUAUUAAAUGCAUUUAACACUUGAAUUUUCCUAAAAAUAAGAUUUAUGUUUAAGAUACUAAUUUUGCUUGCAUUUUUUAUGACGAAUUAACAAUUUUGGAUCAUUAAAAAAUUCACUUUAUAAAUAGAAAUCAUAAUUUAUUAGAAAUAAGAAUGGAUAAAAUUGAAAAUAUUUAAGAAUAAUUUAAAUAAGUUAGAUAAUAAAUUUAUAAUAUCAAAUUUUACCUAGAUAUACCAAUUAUAUUUACUUUGAGAACAAAAGCAUAAGGUGGAUUUUACACUGGAACAUAAUAUGUGAAUUUAAUAGAAAAAUGGUAAAAUAGUUUUAUUGGAGAUUAUUUUGAUAUAGAGAUGGAUAAAUUUAAUAAUGUUAACAUUUCGCAUAAUUAUAUUAAUUCUAUUAUUUUGUCAUAACAUUUAUUUGAGAAAAGUGAGAAGUUACAGAUUAUUGAGUUUAUAGAUAGGAUGAAAUAUAUAGCAGAACAUAAUCCUAACAUAAUUUGUUUAUUGAAGUUAGCAAUUCAUUAAGAUGCAUAUCCAACAGAACUUACAUAUUAAGAAAUUUCUAAAUUAUUUAUGGGAAUGAAAUUUGUCAUUCCAUAUUUAGUAGUUUCAAUGGGACCAAAUUCAUAAUUGUAUAGAACAUUAAAUAAAUUUAUGGUUCCUUUAUCAUGUUUAACUCCAACAGCAGUUGGUUAAUGUACUAUAUAAUAAUUGAGAUCAAUAAGAAGUUUAGCAAAUUUUGUGAUAACAUAAAAUUAUCAUAUAUUUGGUGAUGAUUUAUCAUUAUCAAGAAGUGAUUUACUUCAUUAACAAAAUUUUGAUUAGUUAAAUCAAUAACAUAACAAAUUUUAUAGUAAAGUAUCAAUAAAGAAGAUAGAAUAAGCAAAACCAUAUAUAAAUGAUAUAAAUUUCUAAGGUGCUUCAAUAACAAUGCCUUUUAAGGAGGAUGUAAGAUUAUUUAUAUUAUUUUUAGAUUUAAUAAUAUUUGACAGAAUAAUCAAUAGAGGCAUAAAUUAUUGGAGCAGUGAAUUGUAUAAUAAAAUAUGAGAAUUAAUUGAUUGGAUUUAAUACAGAUUGGUGGGGAAUGUUUUGGCCAAUAUUUAAGAGAUUUCCUAAGAAUAUGCAAAAAUGUUUGAUUUUAGGUAAUGGUGGUACUGCAAAGACAGCAAUUUUUGUAGCUGCAAAAUUAUUUUUAUUAUAAGUUUAUUUAUAUGGAAGGAAUCCAUAAAAAGUGGAAGUUCUAGCGAAAUAAUGUAAGGUAGAAUUCAUGAGAUAGGCAGAGAAGACUCAUAAAUUUGAUUUAAUAAUUUCAACAAUACCUUCAGGUGCUGAAUUACCAUUAUGUGAGGAAUGGUUUGAUGAAAAAACAAUAAUAUUUGUGGCUAAUUAAGGUGAUGAUCCUUUAUUGAGAAAGUAAAACUCUAUAAGUGGAAAGGAGAUGUUUGAAGCAUAGGCAAUUGGGUAAGUCCAUCUGUUCAAUGGGAAGUGAAU